AUGAGGGAGAGAGUUUGGAAGCUCGAUGAAGAUCGCCGGAGGUUCGCCGGAGAUGGGAGAGACGAUGAACAGCGAAAGGAAGAAGUUGGGGUAGAAGAGGUGGACGACAAAGUUGCCCUCACAGCCUUUAUGGGAGGACUACAGACUUCUAAGUUCCUAUUUUCCUUAUCAAAAGAAGCCCCUACAAGCAUGACAGAGGUUAUGGUUAGAGCGUGGAAGCACAUGAACGCUGAGGAUGCUAUGAAUGCACGAAAAAACAAAGAUGAUGAAGAUAAGAGGUCGGAGAAGAAGAGGCCAGCACCUAACACUAGGGAGGAAAAGGAAUCGAAGUACAAGAAAUUCUCAAACAAUCAGGCUGACAGAUCGUCACGCCGCCCAAUUCAAGAUGACGCAUCAUUGAAAUGGCCGCCAAAGCUAAAAGCUGAUCCAACAAAGAGGUCUCUAGGUAAAUACUGUAGGUUUCACCGGGACCAUGGACAUAACACAGAAGAUUGUUUCGACCUCAAAAACCAGAUCGAGAACCUUGUUCGUAAAGGUCAUUUACGCAAAUUCACAACUAGAAAUGGAAAAGGAGGCUCUAACCCAGCCCGGGAGGGCCAAGAUGAUCGCCCUCCUCAACACCAACCAAUGGGUGAGAUCAAAGUUAUAUCGGGUGGCUUCGCUGGUGGUGGUGAGACAAGUUCGGCUUGGAGGGCUCAUGCUAGGAGAAUUCGGAGUUUUUUAGAGGUGAAUGAAGUUGGAAUGACAAGUCCUCCAACAAAAUUACCUCGAGUUGAGGAGCCGGUCAUAACCUUUUCUGAAGAAGAUGACAAAGGAAUUCACCAGCCCCAUGAUGACCCUCUGGUAGUUUCCAUGGUCGUUGCUAAUUUCACUGUUCGACGAAUACUGAUAGACAAUGGUAGCUCGGCUGACAUACUAUUUCUUAGGGCGUACGAGAAAUUGAAAAUUGGCCGAGAGAAGCUCCGACCCAUGAAGUCACCACUGGUGGGAUUUUCAGGUGACAAAGUAUAUCCGCUGGGGGCAGUUACCCUUCAAGUUACUGCAGGAGCCAAUCCAAAGCAGGUCACUGUAAUGGUGGACUUUGUAGUGGUGGACUGCCCAUCAUCAUAUAAUUUUAUCCUGGGGAGGACAACAUUGAAUGCCAUGAAAGCAAUCACGUCCACUUACCAUCUCUUGAUGCAUUUCCCAACUGAAUAUGGUAUGGGAGAGCUAAGAGGGGACCAAACAAUAGCUCACGAAUGUUAUGUCGCCUCUCUCAUAAAACAAAAUCGCAAGAGGCAUUUACGAUUGAAGGGCUGGAAGGGAAAGAUAGACCAGACUUUCAUAGAGCAGAACCUACAGAAGAGCUAG
Molecule: messenger RNA, 1350 nt
Organism: Cornus florida
Lineage: Eukaryota; Viridiplantae; Streptophyta; Magnoliopsida; Cornales; Cornaceae
Exons: 3
Coding region: 1-1350 (449 amino acids)
Source: RefSeq, a predicted model, not a curated record